UAAGACGCGCAGGUCCCGUGUAAACAAUGGAAGUCCGUUCGCGUGCCAGUGCUCAAAAUAAGCCGAAUUAUACACAAAACGCCGUUUUCACAACGAAAACACGAUAUUGAGAACACACUUAUAAAAUACGUUGUUUCUAGGUUUUAUAUUUGAGGACGUACGUCAUCAUACAGACACAUGUGAAAAUCCUCGACGAAGGCGUUCAGCCGGAUUUAAACACAUUAAAACCACAACCAGCUGAUCAAAUAAAAGCAGUUUACUGUUCAUCCAUGCACACACGUGUCCAGUGAGACAGACUUUAUUAUAGAAAUGAGUAAACGAGAAGACGAUAGAUGUGGCAGAAAACGGAAGACAGAAGCUGGGUAUAAAUCAGAGGACUGUAUGAAUCCGGAUUCAUCUGUCAUCGCUGCUUUCAAAGUAUUCCAGCAAGAGCUCGACACCAAACAUGAUAAACACGAGCGACUGGUGAAAAUCAGCCGAGAUAUCACCAUUGAGAGCAAACGGACCAUAUUCCUCCUGCACAGAGUCACCAGUGUUCCAGAUGUGGAGGAGAUCCUGACUGAGGCCGAUGUGAAACUGGAUUCUGUGAGGCAGAAGAUCGGACAGAUAGCAGAAGAACUGAAAGGAGAAGAUCUGCACCAGUUUCACCGAGCGUUUACACCAGGCAUUCAGGAGUACGUUGAGGCCGUGUCCUUCCAUCACUUCAUCAGACAUCGCACACUGAUCAGCCUGGAGGAGAUCAACGCUCGUCUGGUCUUCAUCAGAGAAAAUAAGGGUGAAGGUGAGGUCGCAUGCGUAUUGACCUUCCAGAUAACGCCGACCGACUACCUGCUGGGCGUCGCGGACCUGACGGGCGAGCUGAUGCGCAUGUGCAUAAGCAGCGUGGGCAACGGCGACAUAGACACGCCCUUCCAGCUCAGCGGCUUCCUGCGGCAAAUCCACGACGGCUUCUUAAUCGGCAACACGGGACCCUACGAGGUGUCGAAGAAACUGCACACGCUGCGGCAGAGCCUGGGGAAGGUGGAGGACGCGUGCUACACCCUGCGCGUGCGCGGAUCCGAGAUUCCCAAACACAUGCUGGCCGACGUGUUCACCAGCAGGGCGGCGACGCAUUUGGACCCAGAUGAGCCGAUAGUGUGAGAUACCGAGAUGCGACGCGUGUCCUUCCCUGUGCAUGUCGGCCUUUGCAAACCGGGCAUAUUAUUGUUCGAGUAUUUUUAGUUCUCUGUUUAAAUGGUUGCAUGUUGUUAACACGUCUAGUUCUUCAGUUUUGAGCUGUUGUAUUUCAUAUACAUUGCAAAAUGUUUAACUGAUCUUGUUCUGUCAAUCUUCCUGGAAGUUAUAAACAUGUUUACCAUUAUUUUGAAAUCAAACAGCCUCAGAACUGUUAAUAAAACUUGUUUUUGGUACAA
Molecule: messenger RNA, 1412 nt
Organism: Cyprinus carpio (common carp)
Lineage: Eukaryota; Metazoa; Chordata; Actinopteri; Cypriniformes; Cyprinidae
Product: translin-associated factor X
Cellular component (GO): cytoplasm; nucleus
Molecular function (GO): RNA binding; RNA endonuclease activity; sequence-specific DNA binding
Source: RefSeq, a predicted model, not a curated record